UGUCACCCACAUAGUUGCCAUCACAUAAACCAAAACUUAUUUGAUUCUGACCAAGUUUGUGGUGUUUAUAUAGAAAAAUCAUUUGGGACACAUGUGGAUCCCAACCAGACCCCAGCAGGACUCUACAUCUUGUAUUUAUGGUGAGCCGGCGGCCCUGUGAGGAUGGACCGCUGUUGGAGGAGCAGGAGACGGAGGGCCAGCGGCAGCUCCACAGCCUCUUACUGCAGCAGCUCCACACCGACAUCGACAUCGAUCGAUGUGUAGCCAAGAGGCAGUGCUUUGCCCCGGCAGCGCUCUACUGGCCGUUUGGGGAGCAGGCAGCAGGAGUGAGGAGCCUCUCCCAGUUCCAGGCCCUGCAGGACGGGGAGAAGGAGCUGGCCGGCCUGAGGGAGCUCGGCCUCACGGACACUGAGAUCCAGCUGUGGCAGAGCAGAGAUGUACCAGAGGCAACGGAGAAGCCUCACGGUGUCUGUGCAGCUCCGGGUGCAAAGCAGCAGCGUCUUCAGGUGAUCCGAGACAAGAUGGAAGCCCGGGCGGAGCUCCUGUCCCGCCCACAGCGCUUCGCCGCCAGCCGGCCGCUGUCCCGGCGGGAGAUGGAGAUCGAACAAGCGCUGUUUCAGGGCAACGACCGGCCGGGGUUCCUCACCGCUCUUUACCACCGAGAUGAAGAGAACCAGGAGAACCAGCAGGGGGCGUCCUCCUCUGACCCGAUGGAUUCUCUCUACAGAGACGUUCUCAGGUCGGAGAAACGAGCUUCACUGCAGAACUCUGAGGGAGAAUCACCUGCAGCAUCACACCUGAACACACACAGAACUGCUUCCAACCAAUCACAAGACUCACAGAAAGACGGCGACCAAUCAAAGGACGAUUCUGACCAUCAGUCAGAACCUCGGGAUGGAAGGAGUUCCUCGUCAGGCCAGUGUGGUUCAGAGGUUUCAGAGCAGCGGGACUCUGAGGACAGACCAGAACCUCCACCUGCUGCUCCAGCACAGAUUAACAUCAGCCAUCUGAUUGGACGUCUGAGUGGACCGACGAGGUCAGGCGGACCGCUGACCGUCAGAGGGGAGAUCAAGACGCUCACAGAUGAAGAAAUCCUGAAGAACCGUCAAUCUGAAGAGGAGAUCCGGAACAUCCCGAGGUUCCGAAACUACCAGCCGGGGAAACCCUCCAAGGUUGUGUGUGUGAAGAACCUGAGUGCACAGGCAUCGGUGGCCCAGCUGGUGGCGCUGUUCUCCAGGUUUGAGCGGCAGAACAGCCCCCCGGUGGUUUACCGCCUGCUGACGGGACGAAUGAAGGGUCAGGCCUUCAUAACGCUGCCGGAUGCUGAAACGGCCCAGAAUGCCUUGCAGUUGGUCCAUGGAUACCGGUUGCUAGGGAAACCUUUGGUGGUCGAGUUUGGCCGUGAACGAGAGGAAGAGGAGAAACAAAAGGAGAAGGAAGCGCAUGUAGAGGAGAAAUAAACACAAAAAAAAGUGUAUUUGUGACACAUCUCUCAGACGUGAUUAACAUUUUAUAUUAUUUAUUUUUCCUGGAUGAAAAAGGGAAAUAACUGCCAGUUUUGUAUUAAUACGUGUCUCCAAAAGCAGAGAUUCUUUAGAGCUGCAGUCACUUGUUUUCUCUCUAAACAUUUUACUGACAUGUUGAUGAGAACUAACAGACUAAAUAGGUUCAACAGAAACUCAGGAUUUAUUGGAGCUCAUUAAACAAUUUCAGGCAUCUAUUUUGUUUUAACAUGUUGAGACUAUUUCCUUUAUCUUUUAUUUACACGUUUCCUCUUAAAAUUAAUGUAGUCGUAUACUUUUUUUUCCCUCCAACAAUGUUCCUCCAGUUUUGAAUAAAAUAAGUAAUUUAAACAUAUUUAACUAGAAAUCCUGGAAUGUUUGCUAAAAGUCAGUUUCAACACUUUACUAAGAGAUAAUAAUAUAAAUGUAUAUAUUGAGAGAGGGUUAUAUUUCUUAACAUUUUAAAAAACCUGACUAAAUGAGGUCUGAUUUUUACCACAACAUUUGAAGACACUGAUGAAGUUUUUUUUUAAACUGAGCAGACAAUUAUAUUUAGAUGUGACAUUAUGAAUAAAUGAGCUCAGAUUUGAUUGUUUAGUUUCAUAAAUCACCACAGAAGAGACACAAAGUGCAGUUUACAGCUGGAUUAAUGCAAAUACAGUCAGACUGCUGCAGUUUAACACUUAGGUCAUGUAAAAUGUUUAUUAGUGGCUAAAUUCAGUGUUUUUCUUGUUUUGGACACUAGAUGGAGCCACUCAGUCUCUAAGCUAGGGACAGAAGAUUUAGAAUAGAGUAGAUCUUUACUGUCACUGUUCAGUGCUCUCCGAAUAGCAGCAUUAAAAAUAAACUAUAUAACACACCCUAAAAAAGCAUCAAUUUAUAUAUUCAUAUAUAUAUAUAUAUAUAUAUAUAUAUAUAUAUAUAUAUAUAUAUAUAUAUAUAUAUAGUACAAAAUAGGUAUAACUACAAUUCUAAAGUGACGUGCAAUGAGGCAUCAAUACUGUAUUAUUCAAUGCAAGUAUUUCUGACAAAUUGUCAAAUUUGGGGCUGUUUCGGACAAUUUUUGAAUGAACUUUGGACAGAUUUUGAGUACGUUUGCACACAUUACAAGUCAUUAUGACAACUUAGGGAAAUCUUUGACAUUUGAACUCACUUUCGACCAAUUUUGAGUGUUGUUUUGGACACAUUUUGAGUCAUUUUGGACAUUGUAAACUCACUUUCAAUUCAAUUUCAAGUCACUUUGGACCAACUUUGAGAAAUUGUUGACAUAUUUUGUGUCAUUUUGGGCAAAUUUCAGCAAAUUUCAGACAACUUUUGAGUGAUUUUACACAAUUUCGAACUCAUUCCAGAUCACCUUCAAGUUAUUUUUGACAAAUUUAAACAAAUCUGGAGCAAUUUUGAAAUUUGAUAAUUUGUGUCUGUGUGCAGAGGAAGAAUAAAAACACAUUUCAUCUACUUUUUGCUAAAUGUAAUCAUGGAAACUGGACUUACAGUUCAUGCUGCUUUACACCAACGUUCUUCAAAUGGUUGAACUUCAGAUGAGGCAAUAACAGCACUAGUCCUGAAACAUAAAGACAGCCGAAGACAUCAUUAGCAUCAUCAUCAUCAUCAUCAUCACCAUUUAUCUUGUUCCUAAAACCUCCUAUAGCAGAGCAGACCAGAGUUUAAUCGCCCCAGCUCACCAGAAUUAUUCUCCUAAUCUCAGUAUGAUUGCGUCUUUGAUUUGCAGUUAAACAGAUUUUAUUCCAGAGCAAACAGCACACUAUUGUUGAUGCACACAGAAGGAAAAGGAGCGACUAUUAACAACUAAAGUCAGAAACAGAAUAGAAUUACAGCAUUUAACGCUCCUGUUGUCCUCAUUUAUGGCCACCAAAAAACAUUGUUUCCUUGUCAGAAAAAAAUCCAAAAAUUCAGAAAAAAAAAUCCCCAAAUUUAUAAAAAUUUGCAAAACCUUCAGGAAGAAAAUUCCACUAAUUCCUUCAAAGUUUCCCUUAAAAGUUUUAUUUUUUAAAAAAUACCCAAAUUUAGCAAGAAAAAAAAUGUAAAAAUAAAUAAAUAAAACUGUAAAUUUGAGUAUGAACUGUUACUACAAUAGGAAGCUUAAUCUAAAAAAAAUACAAUUUAGUUUAUAUAUAUGGGCUUUAUCUCCGGCAGCGGUAACAUUAACAUUGUUAAAGAUGUGUAUAAGUUGGUUCAGGUUGUUCAGUCAUGAUUUUUUUCAAGUUCUACACUUUAUUUUAAUAUAUACAGUUAUAUAAAAAGUUAUUUAUUAAUAAACAUUGUCAAAAUGUU
This is a messenger RNA of Amphiprion ocellaris (clown anemonefish), 3794 nucleotides long. RefSeq names its product RNA binding motif protein 41 (gene rbm41). Gene Ontology annotation, molecular function: U12 snRNA binding; pre-mRNA intronic binding. The transcript has 7 exons. Lineage: Eukaryota; Metazoa; Chordata; Actinopteri; Pomacentridae. The coding region runs from base 138 to 1460 and encodes 440 amino acids. Gene Ontology annotation, biological process: mRNA splicing, via spliceosome. Gene Ontology annotation, cellular component: U12-type spliceosomal complex. The record is from RefSeq and is a predicted model, not a curated record.